This is a messenger RNA of Ostreococcus tauri, 1401 nucleotides long. Its product is annotated as Programmed cell death protein 2, C-terminal. Gene Ontology annotation, cellular component: cytoplasm. The transcript has a single exon. The record is from RefSeq and is a predicted model, not a curated record. Lineage: Eukaryota; Viridiplantae; Chlorophyta; Mamiellophyceae; Mamiellales; Bathycoccaceae. Bases 1 to 1401 code for a protein of 466 amino acids.
AUGCGUCGCAUUCGCGGCGGCGCCGCACUCGACGCCCGCGCGAUGCGGAGAGACGACGACGCGGCGCCGGACGAGGACGACGACGACGACGGGGUCGAUGCCCACGCGCGCGAGCUCGACGCCGUCGUCCUGGGCUUCGCCGGACGCAUGACGACGCAGCGAGAGCGCGCGCGCACGCGCUCGGCGGUCGACGUGCACAAAGUGGGCGGCGCGCCGGUGCCCGUGGUCGAGCGCGCGGGCGAUGACGGGGCGAACGAUGACGUCGCGGAAGCGACGAGGCGCCUGUGCGCGGUGGCGUGCGGGUCGUGUGGACGAACGAUGACGCUGGUGACGCAAACGUACGCGCCGCGGGCGAACGCGCGGACGCGCGCGUUGUACGUCUACGCGUGCGCGCGCGGAUGUCGAGGAAACGCCGCGUGGGCGUGCGUGCGAGCGCAGAAGACGAUAGGUGUGGAUGAUGCGAAUACGACGCGCGGCGGUGACGCGAGCGAAGACGUGGGAGUGGGGGGUGAGGAGGAGAGGCGCGCGGCCGGCGGCGGCGUGGUCGAACGCGCGCCGGCGAUGGAGGACUCGUGGGACGACCCAGAGUCGAGCUCGUGGUGCGACGGCGGUGGAGACACCGAUGCAUUGAGCGCAGAGCUUGACGCGAUGUUAUUAGCGACGUCGUCGAGCGCGACGACUGAGAAGGAGGCGAACGCAGAGGCGCGAGUCGACGACGACGACGACGAAAUCGCCGAGGGACCGUGCGCGGCGCAGUCUUUGCGAGCGGCGUACGACGCAUCGUGCGACAAGCAAUUUGCGGAGUAUUACAUCAUCGCAGACGCCGAGCCGUCGUGCACGAGCGCGCUCUCGGCGAAGGAGACGGCGCACGCGGAGUCGCUCUUGACAGAGUACGCCAAUCGAGAAGGCGUCUCCGUGAGCGACAUCUUAACGAAAGGCGAUGAGGACAGCGAGUGGGCGGGCGAAUCGUAUGAGAAAGGUGAGGCGACAUACGUGGAUGACGCCUACAUGAAAUUUAGCGAACGCUUACGGCGCGCGCCGGAGCAAUGCAUGCGUUAUAACGCGGGCGGUAUGAAAUUUAUUUGGCCGACUGCGACGCGGCCAAAGCCAACAAAGUGCGAUGCGUGCGGCGCACAUCGCGUGUGUGAGCUUCAACUCACACCAGCAAUGGUGACCGACGUCGAGGAGGCGCUCACGAUGCACAAGGGCGAUCGAACGCGUCUGGCGAACGAGGACGAGCUUUUGGCGUGGGAUUGGCACACCGUCUGCGUAUUCACCUGUCCGGACUCGUGCGUCUCGAGCGACGACGUCGCCGCGGACGUCGCGUACGUUCGCGAACACGUGCUCGUCGCCGAAAGCGACACUAGCGGAGAAUCUCUUCUCAAGGCCACGCGCGCGUAG